AUGGAACAGACGUUUAUGACGAUUCAUUCCACGGACCCUAGCGCUGCUAUUCUGUUCGUGUCCGACUCAGUAUUCGACAUACUGGGUUACACCCCUCAGGAGGUGCAAGGGAAGUCAUGCUUCGAUUUUUUCCACCCCGAUGAGGUGCCUUUCGCUCGUUCUGUUCACAGUCGCGGCGUCCUGCUUGAUAAGGCCGCCGUGCUUCACUAUGUUCGUAUUAUGUCACGCGACGGCCAAUGGGUGAGCUGCGAGUGUUGCUUCACAGUUGUCCAUGACGUUCUGGUCGCUUGCACCAGCAUCUAUCGGCGCGGAGAAAAGAGCGAAAGACGAGCUUCUGAAGCCCCUCAGAUCCGUCGACUUUUUUCCAGCUCUCCCCGAGACCCUCGUUACCACAUGUUGGAGCAUCUGUCACCUAAGUUCAGGAUGCCUCCUGUUGAGCGUGAACCUCGCGCAGCCCUUAUCCUGAAUCGGUUCACCCGCACGCUGACUGUCAUGUUUGCAACCAACGCUGUAUCUUCUAUCCUCGGCGUCCGGCCAGACCAGAUCAAGGACAAGAGCUUUUACGAGUGCAUCCAAGAGAAUUGUCUGCCGGAUGCCAUCAGAUGCUUGGAGAGUGCGAAGGCCAACGACUCCAUUGCGUACCUAAGGUUCUGGUAUCGAGACCCGCGGCGGCCAGAGGAUUUCGAUGGUGACGAUGAUGAAGAGCAUCAAAGCGGUAAUUCGAGUGAUUCGGAUGGUGGCGGCGUUCAGCUCGACGAUCAGCUCGACGAUCACAUGGACAUCGACGACGAUGGCCCUCAGAUCAAGCAAGAACAGCAGAUUCGGCCUGGUUUGCCAUCAAACCACAGCUCCGCAGCACACACCGUAACCACAGACGCCUCGGGUUCAAGCAACGGAACGCAGCAGACUGCGGCCACCUCGGCUCCGUCUAUCGAUGGCGCAGCAGCCCAGCCAUCCUCGCCGGCGGGGCGCCCAAGAAACCGUCGCCAAGAGCCGCCUGCAGCCUUUGAGCUUGAGGCUGUCGUGUCAUGCACGUCGGACGGACUCGUUGUCGUGAUCCGCAAGGCGCGCCCCCCAAUUCCAGCGGCUCAUCCACCGCUGGUCGUGCCGACUUAUACAAACGGCCUAUUCGCCGCGCCUUGGGGCCAAUAUCCGAUCCGGCCUCAAGUCCCGCAGGAGACGCUGCAUACGUUCAGGCCUCCCCUCAUGCCUCAGUACAUGCCUCUGCGUGACAAUGUGAUGGAUGCUGGAGGCCCACAUGUCGACCACCUCAUGAACUCUAUCAGGGAUGUUGCUGUUUUCGCAUGGGCGCUCGUGGGCAUCAAUGGCAGCCUUGCCACAUAUACGCGAGGUUUGCCGCGUGACCACGCUCAGCCUGACGGACUCCCUGUAUGGGACCCGAGCGCUGGGAGUGCCUCGUAUCUCGGCCCGGAGAACCAGGCGGUCCGGCGUUGGGCAAACUAUGACAAGGAGAAAAGGUUCGGCUCAGCAUCCUCGUACCAGCAAGCACACCCUCAUGGCGCGAUGUCCCGCCACGAACACGUCCCUCAAAGCGGUAUGAACAGCUACAUCUACUCGCAGCCGCCGCCGCCCACAUGGCCUGGCCUACAACCUGCUUAUACGUCCGCUUUCGACCCUUUCACAAACAACAGCCAUCGACCAGACUACCGACAUCAACAAUGUUUGCAGUGUCAACAAGACCGUGCUCGCCAUAACCACCCUAGUCAUCACCAGUCACACCAACAGCACCAUCAUCAACAUCAACAACAUCAUCAUCAACAGCAAGCGCAUGGCUAUGGGCAUCAGCUAGCGUUGCAGGACCCUUCACAGGACGAGAUUCCGCUACCGUACAAUGGACAAGGACAUGUCAACAGACAACCUUACGAUCAUUCCAAUGACCGCUCCACCGGACCCCCCAACGGGGAUUUUAAUGGUGGCCCAAACAAUCCGACCGGCAACAAUGAGCCGUCCAGUGGCUACCGCUAUCCCUGGCAGUAG
Colletotrichum navitas is the source of this 1998-nucleotide messenger RNA. RefSeq lists its product as uncharacterized. The record is from RefSeq and is a predicted model, not a curated record. The transcript is spliced from 2 exons. The coding region runs from base 1 to 1998 and encodes 665 amino acids. Gene Ontology annotation, molecular function: DNA-binding transcription factor activity, RNA polymerase II-specific; RNA polymerase II cis-regulatory region sequence-specific DNA binding; protein binding. Gene Ontology annotation, biological process: regulation of transcription by RNA polymerase II. Gene Ontology annotation, cellular component: aryl hydrocarbon receptor complex; nucleus. NCBI's taxonomy places the organism in Eukaryota, Fungi, Ascomycota, Sordariomycetes, Glomerellales, Glomerellaceae.